Heterostelium album PN500 is the source of this 1821-nucleotide messenger RNA. RefSeq lists its product as uncharacterized. Gene Ontology annotation, molecular function: DNA binding. Gene Ontology annotation, biological process: DNA replication; DNA replication initiation. Bases 1 to 1821 code for a protein of 606 amino acids. Gene Ontology annotation, cellular component: alpha DNA polymerase:primase complex. The transcript has 10 exons. The record is from RefSeq and is a predicted model, not a curated record. NCBI's taxonomy places the organism in Eukaryota, Evosea, Eumycetozoa, Acytosteliales, Acytosteliaceae.
AUGGAUAUGGAUAUAGAUGAAUCUAUUCUAUCUAGUUUUAAAGCUAUUGGUAUGAUAGAUCAAAAUGACUUUUUAAAGAUGCAUAAUAUAUCAAAAGAGACAGGUAUAAGUGCAGCUGUUCUAGCUGUGGAAUGGGAUAUCUAUGCUAACGAGAAGAAGUUGAACGACCCACAGUCGUUUUGCGAGCACAUUGGUAAAUUUAGAACUGUCGUCAAAAAGAAAGCAACACAAUUAAAGAAAUCAUCGGCAUCUGCAGCCGCUGCGCAACCAGCUGCAUCCAAAUCAUCAGCAAAAUCAGCAACAGCAACAACAGCAACAACAAAAUCAACAACAGCAGCAACAACAACAGUAUCAUCAACAACAAAACCAACAGCUGCUUCAGUUGUUUCACAAACAAAAACAACUAAUGAUUUUGAAUUUGAUUUUGGUGAUGAUAAUAAUGAUACAAGCAACAAUAACAAUGAUGUCGACUUAAGUGAUUUCGAUUUGAAAGGUAUACCUUCGCUUCUACCAGUAAAGAAGAGUGUUAUCAACUUUAAUUAUGCAGCGAGAAAAGAGUCUUCAAAGAUCGUAUCAACUUAUAAUAAGGAGUUGGUGAUUGACAUGAGAUCGAUGGCACCGAGCAUCAAUCUCAGAGUGAUCGAUGACAUCCAACAGUCACUCAAUUCAAUGAAAUACAUGUCCGAUACAAUCGUAAACAGAAGCAAUCAGUUGGUAUUGGAUAGCACUCAAUCACUUAAAUCAAUGGUGUUUGUUGAUACUGAUGGUAAGGAGUUGAUUGAUUCAAAGCCAACAGCAACAACAACAACAACAACCGCAACAUCAACAUCGUCAAAUUCAUUGGAAACAGUUCGAAUCGCUGGUAGAGUAUGGCCAUGUGAUAACGGUUUGCUCUCCAAUCGAUUCCAACUGCUUGGACACACUCAAAAGGGUAUCGAUUCCUUUAAAUUCCAAAAAGAGACUGCUUUGUUCAGUGGACAACUGGUAACCGUUGAAGGAGAGAAUAUUCCAGGUUCAAAUUUCGGUUGUUCUUCCGUUUACUAUCCAAAACAAUUGGAUUUCUACAAGAGUGAAUCGUUAGAAAACCAAGAGAAAUCCGUUCAUAUUAUGUUUGCCAGUGGACCAUUCUCAUUGCAUCACUGUUUCGAUUACACUCCAUUGGAUGACUUUUUAAAGUUGGUAGAAAAGAAUCAAGCUAAUCUUGUAAUACUUUUUGGACCAUUUAUUGAUGAAGGACAUGACAUGGCUCAAUUCCAGAACGAUGAAAGUUUGCUUGAUACUCUCUUUGCCAAACUCGGUGCACUAAGCGCCACCCAAUUCAUUGUGGUUCCAUCGAUUCACGAUAUCAAUAGUGAAUACAUUUUCCCACAACCACCAUUACCAUCUUCAAGAAAAUAUAAUAAUGUCCAAUUUGUAUCGAAUCCAUCUACUUUGUUGGUUAAUAAUUCAUUUACAAUUGGUUUGAAUAAUACAGAUAUUGUUGGUGAUAUUCAAAGAAAAACAUCAAGAUUCAAUUUAAAUAACAAAGAUAUAUGUAAAAUGAUUAUUCAACAACAAAACUAUUAUCCAUUGCAUCCAUCAGAGAUACCAAUUGAAAUGGCCAAUUGGAAUUUGAUGAAAUUCCCUGGUUUCACACCAAAUUUAAUGUUAUUUGGUUCUAAAACUCAUUUUACAGAGAAUGUAAAUGAUGUAUUGUGUAUUAGUUCUGGUUCACUAGUAAGGUUUAAUACCUUUAGUGAUGAACAAAAUGUCAUAGAACAAUCCUACAAUAACAAUGCUCCAGAUGAGUGUUUAAUUAUGAUUUCUAUCAUUCUUUCUUAA